AUGGAAUGUCCACGCGCCACCGAGAGACUACGCAUCGGCCUUCCUGCAACAGUCGAACAACCCUCUCAUGCAAUCUCCCAGAAUACAGCUACAGGACCAUCGGCAUCCGGAAGCCUUAUACUUACUGCCACAGAGAACUUCAUAACUUUUCUUGAUGCGCUGAAGCUCAAUAUGCUUUCCAAAGAUGCGCUCCAUCCGCUCUUGUCAGAAGUUAUUCAGUCCGUGAAUAAAGUAACCGAACAAGACUUCGAAAAUAGAGGAAAGAUAAUCCAAUGGCUUAUCACGCUGAAUCAAAUGAGAGCUACGGAAGAGCUCAGCGAAGAGCAAGCUAGAGAGUUAGCAUUCGAAAUGGAGCAGGCAUACCAAGGAUUCAAGGCGACUCUAAACUGA
Trichophyton rubrum CBS 118892 is the source of this 390-nucleotide messenger RNA. RefSeq lists its product as uncharacterized. Gene Ontology annotation, cellular component: ESCRT I complex. Gene Ontology annotation, molecular function: protein-containing complex binding. The transcript has a single exon. Gene Ontology annotation, biological process: protein transport to vacuole involved in ubiquitin-dependent protein catabolic process via the multivesicular body sorting pathway. The record is from RefSeq and is a predicted model, not a curated record. Bases 1 to 390 code for a protein of 129 amino acids. Lineage: Eukaryota; Fungi; Ascomycota; Eurotiomycetes; Onygenales; Arthrodermataceae.